AUGGAGAACAACAAACCCUUCAAACCGGCUCUUAUUAUCGUCGACUUCCAAGAAGACUUUUGCCCGCCUCACGGCUCCCUCGCAGUCCCCCAAGGCCGCACAAUCGCCUCCCCAAUAAACACCCUAACAACCCUCCCCUUCCCACUCAUCCUCGCAACAAAAGACUUCCACCCACCAACCCACAUCUCCUUCGCAUCCAACCACCCAUCCUCAACGCCCUACAUAUCCACGACGAAAAUCACACACCCGCGCGACUCCUCCCGCAGCUACACAACCACCCUGUGGCCCACGCACUGCGUUCAAGGCACACCAGGCUCUGAGCUAGUUCCCGAGCUGGACAUCUCGCGCGUGCACGCUGUCAUCGAGAAGGGUCAGGAUGAGAAGGUGGAGAUGUAUAGUGCUUUUUAUGAUCCCUUUAGGGUGACUGAUAGUGGUUUGGCGGGUAUGUUGGGUGAGCAGGAGGUUACGGAUGUUUAUGUCGUGGGGUUAGCCGCGGAUUUCUGUGUCAAGGCGACGGCGGAAGACGCAGUUAAGGAGGGUUAUACGACGUGGGUUGUGAAUGAAGGAACAAAGCCUGUCAUGCCUGAUAAGUGGGAUGAGUGCAAAAAGUGUAUGGAAGAAACGGGUAUCAAAUUCACAUCACUUAGAGAUGCAGUGGAAAAGGUUAAGAGCUACUCAUAA
This is a messenger RNA of Fusarium coffeatum, 681 nucleotides long. RefSeq lists its product as uncharacterized. The record is from RefSeq and is a predicted model, not a curated record. The transcript is spliced from 2 exons. NCBI's taxonomy places the organism in Eukaryota, Fungi, Ascomycota, Sordariomycetes, Hypocreales, Nectriaceae. The coding region runs from base 1 to 681 and encodes 226 amino acids.